ACAUCGAUCGGAUCAAGCUCUGCCUCUGCAUCGCCGAAGGGUAGGUGGUGGGUCCACGUCAGCAGCAAGUUUUGAACGGCCGAAGGCGAAGAAGAAGAGGGAUUGUUUUCUUGAAAAAACAAAAGAAAACUACCCGAAGGAAAAAAAAAAAGGAAAAAGAAAAGAAAAGGGAAAUAAAAAAGCCAUGUCGCGGGGGGCGAGCAUUGCUGAAGUGACGGCCGAGUUCGCCUCGCGCAAUUUCGAGUUCCAAGAUCGGCCGACUGCAAGCGAGAUUACAGCGCUCGGGUUGAGAGUCGGAUUUGAUGCCAAGGAUCUAGCAGCCACAUGGGAGCUAUUUUACCUAAACAGGCAACUAGACACGAACGUGGUCAAGAACGAACAUGUGGAGAGUUUUAAGCCAUUUUUGGAAAGUGAGCGAAAAGCGCGGGAGCGCAAACGAGCCAAAGAGUUCCACGUGUUCGCUAAACCUGACAUCGACGAUAUCUGGGACACAGGGGAGCUCAGGAAUGGCGCGGCGGCGAUGACUCCUGUAUCGAAGAUGGAGACGGACAUCCCUGAGGCGAGUAUGGAGGGAGGUGGAGGUGGUGCAAAUGUACUCAUGACAGCUCCGAUGGGGAAAGAUGGGACACCAACAGGAAGUACCAGUGUGGUGUUGAGCACGCCGGGAUCGUCCACGGCCAAGCUGAUACCUGCUAAGAGAGCACUUGAUGGGGUUUUCGCCUUGGGAGGAGGAGGAGGAGGAGGAGGAGGUGUUACUCUACCACCUCGAACGCCUGCAACCCCUUUCAGCAAGAGACAGAAUAGACUCUCUGUCGCGAUUGCGCUUAAUGAGCAUCUGAGGCCAUCAAGUAAGGAGAGAAAGGAUGGUGAUGAUCCCAUGAAGGAGGAGGAGCAGGAAGAGGAGAAAGACGAUGGAGUUGUCAGGAGAAGAAGAAGAACGAAAGAUCCGGCGAUGGCGAUGGGAACUCUCCAUCCGUGUACCGUGGAGGCGGUCGGUCCCUCAGUCGAUGGACAAUCUCGAUACAUGUUUGAUUCCAUAGAUAACAGGAUCGAGGCUCUGGACGGACGGGUCAGAAAAUUUGCAGAGGAUCUUCAACUUCUCGGAUUCGGCAUUCCCGAGAGAGUGUUCCGUGCCUCGCAGGAACCUGGUCUCUAUGUCGGUCGGAUUUGCUGCGAUGGAGAAGGGAGGUUGAACCCCCGCUCGGUCCUUCUUGAGGGCAACGGCGAUUCCGAGCAAUCGAACGGCCACAGAGUGAAGGUUGAUCUACGGGAGAUUGACAGCUUCUCCAUCUUCCCGGGUCAGAUCGUCGGGAUCGAGGGUCGCAAUCCGAGUGGGCAUUGCUUGGUGGCCUCCCGCAUAAUUCAAUCCCUGCCCCCGCUGACGUGGACUCCUGGUCCCGAUCGGGACGAAGCGGAAUUGUCGGGAACGCUAGAGGGAGAGACGGGGAGGAGGAGAAGGACGACGACGGGGGAAGGGAGGAGUGGGAGUCAUGAUGGUACCAGUGGCGGAAACGACACGAAUGGGAAUGGCCACUACUCUCAUCACUCCUCUUUGCUGCCGCCACGUGGAGGCCAUCCUCAUCAUUAUCAUCAUCAUCGUCAUCAUCAUCAUCACCCCAGCCCCAGCGAAGAGGGGGCGAUGAUGGCUAGUAGUAGCAUGAUCAGCGUGAGGAGGGGAUCGGGAUCGGGAUUGGGAUCGGCAUCUUCUCGUAGUAGGAGGCGUCAAGAAGGACAGAACGUCACCGUCGGCGCUAACGACAAGAAGAAGCUGCUGUUGACGUCAUCGUCGCAGCAGCCGAUCUCGAUCGUCGUCGCGUCGGGACCCUUCUCCACGUCGGACAACUUGCUCUAUGAACCGUUGGAUGACCUUCUCGAGUACGCGAUCCAGACCAGGCCCAACCUACUCCUCUUGUCGGGACCGUUCGUCGACUCCGACCACCCAUCGAUCAAGGCGGGAGAAGUGGAUAUGCUUUUCGAGCACGUGUUCCAGAGAGAGCUUCGAACACGUGUCGAGCGGUACUGCGAUAAGAUGGGGGAGAACGCGCACGUGGCGCUGGUGCCAUCCACGCGAGACGCUCAUCACGACGUCGUGUUUCCGCAGCCGCCCUUCUCGUCCGACGACUUCGAAGAUCCCGACCGCCAGAUCACCUUCCUAUCCAAUCCAGGCAUUGUGGUCUGUGACGACGUGACGAUCGGGAUCGGGACGCACGACAUUCUGCGGCAUCUGAGUGGAGAGGAAGCGUCGCGCAUCAGAGAGGGCGACACGUCGGACCGAAUGGCCAGGCUGGCAACGCACAUCAUCGGACAGCGGAGCUUCUACCCGUUAUUCCCGCCCGCGCUAGGAUCUGUGAUGGACAUGACGAUGGCCCCAGAGGCACUGGAACUGGCGUUCACACCAGACAUUCUGAUACUACCGUCGGAUUUGCUGCACUUCGCGAAGAUUUUGACGUGUGCCGUGCCACGUGUCCUCUCAUCAGCGGGCCCUAAUCAGGCCGGAAGCAGCGUUGAUCAGCGCAACGGACAGGAUUCGAAAUCGGACGAAAAAUCCACGGCGAUCAGGACCACAACGACGACCAGUGGCGGGGAAGCACUGGCCCAUCAGACAUCAUCAUCAUCUUCUAAUGUUAGUGGACUAAUAAGAAGAAUCGCAGGCAGCAGCAGCAGUAUCAGUAGCCAGGGAGAAGAGGCAAAGAGAGAGGUGAAGGUGGGUGCCGAGCAGGGAGAUGGAGGCGUACUUCUUGUCGCUAAAGGCGGCGAUAACAAUGGCGGCAAUAUGGAUAAUCAAGGGAGGGAGAGAGAGAGGGAGGAGGAGGAGGAGGAGUACCCAUCAGAGGUCAAAUUGAUAUGUAUUAAUCCUGGCCGUCUUGUCAAGGGAAGGUUUGGUGGCACUUUCGCAAGGAUAGAGAUUUACCCCGAGGGGUAUCCUUCGGUCUCGUCCAAAGAAUUGCAGGAAAGGACAAAAGUUGAGAUCUUGAGGAUAUAAUACAAUACAAAAUCAAGAUCCGUUGUUGUC
Messenger RNA from Chara braunii, 3013 nucleotides. The record is from the annotation of a GenBank genome assembly. NCBI's taxonomy places the organism in Eukaryota, Viridiplantae, Streptophyta, Charophyceae, Charales, Characeae.